UACGGAGCUACUAAGAUCGAAUGCCGAGCGUGGACUGUCUCGGCAAUGAUUUCAUAUCGUACAGCGCGUAAAGCGUUAUCCCGUCCUUUGUUGACAAACAUUGCAUUUUUAAGAUUUUCGUGCAUAGAUCGGAAAAAGGACGAAUAUUAUGUGAGAAGCAAAAAAUGUCCGAAUUUGAUGAUACAUUGUUGGAUGAAGAUUUGUUGAGUUUACCCUCGGUCAGUGAUUACGAAGAAACUUUGUAUAACCAUAGUAUUGAGGCCGUAAUAGAAUCUUAUCAACAUUCUGAUCAAGAGGAUUCGAUUGACGAGAUUUUAAAUAUAAAUCUACUUGAAGCUCUGAGAGAAUUGAAUGAAGAAAUUUGCAUGAAUAAUGCAGUUGCAAAACAAAAUAAUUUUAUCAAUCAUAAAAGAAAUCUUAUUGUUUAUGACAUAGAUUAUUAUGACGUUAAUCAUAAUCAAAAUUUUGAAUUAAAAAAAAAUGAAGAAAGUAUAAGAUUCAAAGAGUCUUCAAACAAUGUCAAAGAUUUGAGAAACAAAUUAAAAAAAUUAAAAAAGCAAAAAAAGCACAAAAAACAAAAACCAAGAACAGGGAAAUUAGAAACUAUUGCAACUACUGGAGAAAUAAAUGAGCAUUGCUCAAGUAAACAACCAAUAGUUUCUGAGUCUCAAGAACCAUCAGUAAUUGGCUCACCUGUUAAUACUCAAUCUCAGAGUCAAAAUUUGAAUCUUCCUAUAUCGGUUCAAAUAUCUGAAUCACAAAUCACCAAAUCCAAAAAAUGUAAUAAUUCUAGGUCAAAUUCAGUUGAUUUAAUAAUUCCGAGUGCGAAUGCUCCUUCCAAUGUAUUGGAAUCUUGCCUCCUUUAUUCAAAGUUUUUAACAAAUCAAGAAGGAAAUCAACCCAUCACAUAUGACUGUCAAAGUGAAAAAAAUUAUAGGGCUCAGAAUGCUUCACAGAAUUAUCAAAAUGGAUUAGUUCUUACAAAAGGAAAUGCUUCUUUUCAAGACAAUGUUUUAUCAGUUCCUCACAAUGACAUUUAUUCUGAGAAUAGAAAUAAUUUACCAGCAUGUCAAAACCAAACAACUUCUUUAUCAUUUUGUAAUUUGAAAUAUAGAGAUGAAUCACUUAUCUUGUCAAAGAAUCAAAGUAUUCAAUGCAAUGAAUUAACUGUUCCACUGUCACAGCAGUAUGCACUUUCAUCACAAAGUAUUGGCAUAAAUCCUGUAGGAAAUUUUUCAAUUCAAGAAACAAAUUGGUCUUACAGACAACCAACCAUCAAUCAAGAAUAUCUACCCUCAUCAUUUAACUUGACGUUUCAUCCUGAUAAUCAACAAAAGCAGAAUAAGGGUAUACAAAAUAUUCAAUUAAUUAAUAGACUUGGUCCAUCACCCUCUAAAACAACUGUACCAUCAUCAAUGAAUCAUCAAAAUUAUCCAUUUAAUAAUUCUCAUUUAAUGGAAAAUUCAGUACAGAGCAAAAGUAAUGAUGAUCAGUUACUUUUUGUGUUAGAUAAAUUAAAUCCCAGAAAUGAUUCACAAACAUCAUUUACAAGAAAUCAUAACUUUACACAAUAUCAAACUCAGAACAAAGACUUGAAUAAAGAUAGUAGAAUUUCUACGCAGAAGAAUGAUUAUGAAAAAAGCCUUUAUGUGAGCACCAAACGAGAUGAUCCGAUUACUUAUUUUUCUGAUAUUUGGCAAACUAAAAAGAAAACUGACAUCAACAAACCUGUAAUUCAGAAACAAUUAGAAAAUAAAACAAAAAUAGAUUUGAAAAAAAAUGAUCAAAAACUCAAGGUUAUUAAUAGUGCAAUUGUGACUAAACAAAAUAAAUUAAAACACACAUGCCCAAGGUCAGAUGAUAAAUCUAAAAAAAAUUCGCCGCCAACUAGUUUGAAAAAUAACACUACUAAAGUUAUUGGGAGCAUUCAUAAAAAGAAAGACAAAAAGUGUAGCACUGAAAAUACUUUAGAAAACAGUACCAAAAAGACUUCUAGAUCGGAGAUUACAAAAGAGCAAUCAAAAUUCAACAAUGACUUGAAAAAGAAACAAAAUGACGAAGAUAUUGCAAUUAUCUUUACCAUGGAUGAUGAUAUGCGAGAAUAUUGCAAAAAAAUAGAAGAGCAAAAAAAGCGUCGUCAAGAAUUUUUGGAAGAAAAAGAGAAAAAAAGGAAAUUAUUGGAAAAACUAAAAAUUUCAGAAGGUGGAAUUACCAAAGAUGUGUGAAUGUUUCAGUCAUUUUUUUCACAUGA
Molecule: messenger RNA, 2251 nt
Organism: Trichogramma pretiosum
Lineage: Eukaryota; Metazoa; Arthropoda; Insecta; Hymenoptera; Trichogrammatidae
Product: histone-lysine N-methyltransferase, H3 lysine-79 specific-like
Exons: 8
Coding region: 165-2225 (686 amino acids)
Source: RefSeq, a predicted model, not a curated record